AUGCUGCUUCCCUCGCCUAUUCGAUCAGGCCCAAACAGGUUUGAUCCUCUUCUCUUGAUUUUUCGUUUUCUUUCCUCACGAUGGUUUCAUCCCACCCGUAUCCUGUGGCUCGAAGUCCCUUUUGUCAUGUUUAUUAUUUCCAAAGUCCCCUACACAGAAAUCGACUGGAUUGCUUACAUGGAACAGAUUGAUAGCUUUCUUUCAGGCGAGAGAGAUUAUCGGUCCUUAGUCGGUUCUACCGGUCCUCUCGUUUAUCCAGGCGGUCAUGUAUUGCUGUACACACUGCUAUACUUUCUGACAAAUCACGGUUCGAAUAUUGUCAAAGCCCAGUAUAUUUUUGCUUUUGUGUACCUAUGUUCGAGUUUUGUCGUUGGGUGGAUCUUCAAGACCGUUCAUGUCCCUCUAUAUCUGUAUGGGCUGCUAGUCUUGUCCAAACGUCUCCACAGCAUUUUCAUCCUGAGACUCUUCAACGAUAGUUUUAAUAGCUUGUUUGCUUCCCUGUUUCUAUUGUCUGCUUGUAAGAGAAGAUGGACACUUUCUACUAUCUUCUUGAGUAUUGCUUCUUCCAUCAAAAUGUCAUCACUCCUUUUCCUUCCUGCUUAUUUAGUUAUCCUUCUACAAUCAGCAGGCCCCAAAAAAACCUGGGUGAAUAUUUUUUCCUUUGCCUUUGUGCAGUUGCUUUUCUCAUUUCCGUUUUCUAGCUUUAUUUGGAGUUAUUGGACUCAAGCUUUCGAUUUCGGUAGGGUUUUUGAUUACAAGUGGACGGUUAAUUGGCGCUUUCUUCCGAAAUUCAUUUUUUACUCUCCGAUUUUCUCUCUCAUAGUCCUCUUUGUGCACGCUUCUCUUUUGGUCGUGUUUGCUGUCAGGAGAUGGAACUACCCAUCGAAAGCUUCUCCUUUACAAAUGGUCCGGUCCAUGCUGACCCUUCAGCCGCUCCCUUCGGUAGCUCCUAUCUCCGUUGAUUUCAUAUUAACCAGCCUGACUACGAGUAACCUUAUUGGCAUCCUUUGUGCUCGCUCACUCCAUUACCAAUUCUACGCAUGGUUUGCUUGGUAUGUACCUUACAUGCUUUACCAAGCCAACUUUUCCAUGCCCUCAACCAUAUUAUUAUGUGGACUUCAAGAAUAUUCCUGGAACGUCUUUCCAAGCACGACGAUCUCCUCCAUGAUUACUGUGUUCAUUCCUGCUCUUACUCUAUACAGAUUAAUGACUAUGAACCCUAGACGACCGUAA
Molecule: messenger RNA, 1233 nt
Organism: Schizosaccharomyces octosporus yFS286
Lineage: Eukaryota; Fungi; Ascomycota; Schizosaccharomycetes; Schizosaccharomycetales; Schizosaccharomycetaceae
Product: dolichol-P-Man dependent alpha(1-3) mannosyltransferase Alg3
Exons: 1
Coding region: 1-1233 (410 amino acids)
Cellular component (GO): endoplasmic reticulum
Molecular function (GO): dol-P-Man:Man(5)GlcNAc(2)-PP-Dol alpha-1,3-mannosyltransferase activity
Source: RefSeq, a predicted model, not a curated record